This is a messenger RNA of Pseudoliparis swirei, 2990 nucleotides long. RefSeq names its product sulfite oxidase (gene suox). Gene Ontology annotation, cellular component: mitochondrion. The transcript has 5 exons. Gene Ontology annotation, molecular function: heme binding; molybdenum ion binding; oxidoreductase activity. The record is from RefSeq and is a predicted model, not a curated record. The coding region runs from base 262 to 1986 and encodes 574 amino acids. NCBI's taxonomy places the organism in Eukaryota, Metazoa, Chordata, Actinopteri, Perciformes, Liparidae.
ACACGGCAACUUACUUAAGAGAUCGAUAAGUUUCCACAAAAUAUUGAUACAAACACAAAAUAUUUAGACAAACACUAUUUUAUUGAUUUAAAAACAACAUCGAAUUGCUUCCACUAAAACGCAGGCUGCAGUCGUCGGUCGCCACAUAACGUGAGUUGCCCUGAACGCGUCUCGCUCAGUGUGUGUGGAGGUUUCCGAGCUGCGGUGGUGAAACGUGGAGAGCAUCCGAGUACAAGACUGACGCAACGAACCAUCAGUGCCAUGCUGCUUCUCAGACGCUGCCACAGCCUGACUCGAUUUGGCCUGCUCAACACUCAGAGGCUUGGAGAGGCACCUGCUGUGGCCUCGUGCGCAGGUCGUCUCUGGAGCAGCAGCAGUGAGGACCAGAGAUCGUACCAGCGUGCCCACGCUCCCAGCUGGAGACAUGCACUGGCAGGGCUGCUGGCUGGUACCGGGGCUGUACUGGCUUAUGGCCUCCAUCACCACAAGGCGGAGCAGGAAGACACCAUUAGAGUGCCGACAAUAGAGAAGACCUCAGCUUUUCCCAUCUUCAGCCAGGAAGAGGUCACCAGUCACCGCUCUCUGGAAGAUGGCGUGUGGGUCACUUACAAAGGGGGCGUCUAUGACAUCACUGCGUUUGUUGCCAUGCACCCUGGUGGGGAUAAAAUCUUGCUGGCAGCAGGUGGAGCCCUCGAACCCUUCUGGGCGCUGUAUGCUGUCCACAACCAGGAGCAUGUGCUGGAAAUGCUCUCGGAGUAUAAGGUUGGUGAGCUGAGUGCAGAAGACCUGAAGAAGCAGAAAACCCUUCAGACAUCGGACCCCUACUCUUCUGACCCUGAGCGUCACCCUGUCCUGCGCAUCAACAACCUCAAGCCCUUCAAUGCUGAGCCGCCUCCUGAAAUCCUCUCUGACAGCUUCAUCACCCCCUCUGCUGUCUUCUUCAAAAGAAACCACCUGCCAGUUCCUCAGGUGGACCCGGCUUCGUAUCAGCUGCAAGUCGAGGGCCUUCCUGGUGGAGUGCUGACGCUGUCUUUAGAAGAAUUGAAGACUCGAUUCACUAAACACACCGUCACCGCCACGCUUCAGUGUGCCGGUAACCGUCGCUCUGAGAUGAAUAAGAUCAAGCAGAUAAAGGGACUGAACUGGGGCAUCGCCGCAAUCAGUAACGCCACAUGGGGCGGUGCGAGGCUGCGGGAUGUGCUGCUGGCCGCUGGAUACGGGCCCGAAGUGGCCCAGUGGGCUUUCCAUGUUCAGUUUGAAGGACUGGACAAAGAUGUGACGGGGACGACCUACGGCGCUUCCAUCCCUCUCAACAAGGCAGUCGGUGAGGAAGGGGAUGUGUUGCUGGCUUAUGAAAUGAAUGGCGCGGAUCUCCCUGCCGACCACGGCUACCCCGUCCGCGUUGUGGUGCCGGGCACCGUGGGCGCACGCAAUGUGAAGUGGCUGGGGAAGAUCAUCGUGAGUGCCGACGAAAGCAUGAGCCACUGGCAGCAGAACGACUACAAGGGCUUCUCCCCGGGGACGGACUGGGACACGGUGGACUUCAAGUCUGCGCCGGCCAUCCAAGAGCUGCCCAUUCAGUCGGCCAUCACCACCCCAGCAGACGGGGCUGUGGUGGAUCGCAGUUUGGAAGAGGUGGCUGUGAAGGGUUACGCCUGGAGCGGCGGGGGCAGAGAGGUAGUACGCGUCGAUGUUUCUCUGGAUGGAGGAAAGACCUGGCAGGUGGCCAAACUGAGGAGCGGCGAGAAGGGGCACGCGCCUGAACCCUCGCCCCCACCGGGACGGGCCUGGGCCUGGAAGCUGUGGGAGGUCACGGCUCCUCUUCCCGCAGAGGCGGAGACGCUGGAGAUCGUGUGCAAGGCGGUUGACGACAGUUACAACAUGCAGCCGGACACGGUUGCUCCCAUCUGGAAUCUGAGGGGUGUGCUGAGCAACGCCUGGCACAGAGUGACCGUGAAGAUCAGAGAGGACGAGACCGAGGAGUAGACUCUGCGGUUUCAUCCACAUUCAGAAUCAAAAAGGUUUAUACUCAAGAGUCAUCAGAGAGUGGACGCUGUUUGAAAUCUGACACUAAAGCUGUUCUCAGGCUACAGGAGCUUUGGCCCAUUGGAACCCGGUUGCACCCCUCUUGACGUCGGAGGGGAAAUGAGGUCGGACACUUUGGUCAGAACCAUUUUUUCGGCCCAGAUUGUCUCGUAAUGUGAGGGUUUGACCGAUCCAGUCAUAAACCGCCCAAACCAUUCGCAGCCUCAUCGGUGCCGCCCGAUUCAUUCAAACAUUUCUUAUACUUAGACUUCGAUCUAGAUUAUGAUAAUGUCAGUACUUUCCGAGUGGGUACCACAAUUGCCAAUAAGAAAGUCGAGCCGGAGCAGCUGACCGUGUGGCCGAGCACAAUAAAUGUUCUUGCCCAUGAGGUCACCGUUAAUACAACAAAUUGUAGCAUCACGUCAAUCUCCGUUUUGUUUACGUUGUUUACCUUUUAUUGAAGCAGCAUAGAACAUAACAAAUACAUAUUUACCAAAAAGAGUAGAAAUAUACAAUAAUAAUAAUCUUCUGAUAGACUGAUAGUACCAACAUCAAUGUUUUUUGCAACUUCUUCAAUGACCCAAUAGUGACUAAUCCAAUUAACUAAAAUAAAAAGUAGUUUAAUGUUUUUUUUAAAGGCAGCUGAAUUGGAAGCAAAAAAAGAUGUGGUAUUGUUACUUUGAUUUGACUCAGAAGUUGCAAGUGGGUUGAUGGUACGUGGGCUUAAUACCCUACGUUGAACUUGACAAUUAUGUACUUAGACUUUGUUCUUAAGUGAACAUGAGUCAGAUAGUCUUAUGUAGAAAAAACACAUUUUUGUAAUCUGUAUUUACAUUUUUUAUGCUAAAGAUGUGCACAGUAUAUUAAAAAGGUUGAAGUAAUUGUAUUAAUAACAUGCAUCGUACAAACAUGUAUGUAUCUGCUGCUUUGGCUUUGUGAAGAUAAUUAAAAUAUAUAUAUAUAUA